Diaporthe citri is the source of this 831-nucleotide messenger RNA. RefSeq lists its product as uncharacterized. Bases 1 to 831 code for a protein of 276 amino acids. The record is from RefSeq and is a predicted model, not a curated record. Lineage: Eukaryota; Fungi; Ascomycota; Sordariomycetes; Diaporthales; Diaporthaceae. The transcript has 2 exons.
AUGGUGAGGGGAGCGAAGAACGUCCUGCAGACCUGGUGGACCAAUGUCUCCAAGCCGAACUUUCGGGAGACAUCCGAGGACGAACCCGGCCUACCGCUGAGCAAUUAUACCACGUCUGAACGCCAGACUCCACCGACCGGCCGUCUUCCGGACAAGAGGGUGCCGAGCUCACACCUGACUCUGCACCAGUUCUUGUACAUUGCCGGCUCCCAUGGCAUCGGUGCCCUGAUCAUAUCGGGGGGCAUCAAUUUUGCCCUCGCCUAUGCCAUGUACACCACGACCGAUGACCCCAUCAGGCUGUGGCAGUUCCCCAACACGCUGGCCGGCGACACGGCCGUGACCAUCAUCGUGCAGUGCCUCAUGACGUGGAUGAUCGAGAUGUUCAUCGUGAACCGGGACCUGCGCAAGGGCAACAUCCAGCCCAUCGGGUUCAUCACGGAGCCCAGCUCGACGGAGCGCCUGAGCCGCUGGGUCCGCUGGUUCAUGCUGCUGGACCAGUCGAAGCAGCAGCGCAAGCGGCGGGGCAGCAUAAAGCGCAAGGCGCUGUACGUGCUCGCCCAGGUCGUCCGGGCCCUGCUGGUGGCGUUUGUCAGCUUCUGCAUCCUGUUCGGGCCGUCCGUCGGGAUCCUCACCGCCGUGGGGUCCAAGGUCGGCGCCGGCGGCGACUGGGUUUAUGCGUCGCGGUGGGCGCCCGAGAUCUUCAAGCUGGUCCUCGGCGGCGUGCUUGCGGUCAUGACGACCCCCUUCUUCGCGAUGUUUUGGAUGGUUAAGUGCGGGUGGAACGGCGGAAUUCAUGAGGCGGUUAUGAUCAACGGGAACGAGUACAAAUGA